This is a messenger RNA of Cotesia congregata, 837 nucleotides long. The record is from the annotation of a GenBank genome assembly. NCBI's taxonomy places the organism in Eukaryota, Metazoa, Arthropoda, Insecta, Hymenoptera, Braconidae.
AUGUUCGGCGACGAGAAUUUUGGGUGCUGGUUCGAUUCCCGAUCCGGGCUGUCUGAAUUAUUGUUUCUUGGAAUGUUUAAAAGGUCAGCUAAAAUAAUUAAAACUAAAAAAAAAUGCUGGAUCGACGAAGGAAACUUCACAAGCGUCCUGGUUUAUCCCGUCUGCGUGUCAACCCUCCUCAACCUGCUCUUUCUCUGCAACAUUGUUCGCGUUCUUCUGACCAAGUUAAGAGCUGGGCCAGCAAUCGGAACCCGGCCACCACGCUCGAUGCUUCAAGCUUUCAGGUAUAAAGAACAAACUCUGGAUGUAGAUCCGGAAACUUUUUCCGUAGCCACCCUGCUCCUGGUCCCGCUUCUGGGUCUGCACUAUCUCGUGAUACCAUUCCGUCCUCCGCCAGGACAUUCCUGGGAAAAAACUCAUGACAUCGUUUCUGCUGUUACUGCUUCAUUUCAAGGUCUAUGUGUCGCGAUUUUGUUCUGCUUCUGUAACGGUGAGGUCAUAGCACAGUUUAAGCGAAGAUGGGAAGGUUCUGUACUUAUCAGAAAACGUGCCAACUCAUGCACCGCAACAACAGUUUUGUCCGCUCGACUGCAGGUCCGGUGGCGGGAGAGGAAAAGGUGUGACUAUCAGGCAGAAUUUCCUAUGGAGGAAAAGCUUGAGAAACUUAUCAUCGAAAAUCACUCGCACAAUCACAAUCACAACCACAACAGUGACCAUCAUCAUCAUAAUCUUCUCACGGAGGACAAGGAAGAUAACAAUGUUGCGAACGAGCAGGAGAUUAUUAUCAAACACAACGACUCAACUUAUGACCUCAACCAAUAUCAAACUCAGUGUUGA